UUACGGUCUAUGCUGUAGUCGGUGACAUUCGCAUUCCGUAUGCUUUUGUCAACCACGUUGUUUACAUCGGGAGGUUAGGUGAAAAUGGAAUCCGCCCCCGAGCCCCAAAUAAAAAUUGAAGACAUAAAACAAGAAGAGAAUGCUCCUGUUGAGGGUCCAAUUGAGGAAAAUGCGCCCCCUGAAAACGACCCGUACGCUUACUUGGACCGAUCUGACUUCUCAUCGGAAAAAUUCAAGAUUGAAAUCAAAAACCUUCCGAAAAUUUACGGAAUAAGCGAAUUCCGUAAAUUACUAAAUAACAAGCUUAAGUUGAAUUCUACCAAAAUUAAGGCUCCGAAAAGGAAUAGUCCGUACGCAUUUGUGUGUUUUCGCAGUGAUGAGGAUAGAAAUAAGGCUAUAGAGACGUUGAGUGGGUUUAAAUGGAAAGGGAAGCCUCUUCAAGCAAUAAGGGCGAAACCAUCACCUGAUCCUUUGGUUAAGAAAAGGAAAGAAGAUUCGGAAGAAGGGCCAAAUAAAAAAAUUAAAAUUGAUAAUCGCAGUCAAGAAGAGAAGCUUAAAUCGUCCACAAUACCGUUGUGGGACGUGCCAUAUGAGGAACAAUUGAAAACUAAACAAGAAGAGGCAAGGAACAUUUUAAAACGAUUGGGUAAUGAACUAGCACGUCAAAAUCCCGAUUUAAGGGAGUGGUUAAAUAAACAGAAAGAAAAAUUCGAUGGGCUUCCAUGUGAAUUACUUAAUAUUCGAUAUGCUGAUGAAUGUGACGGCUACCGAAAUAAAUGUUCCUUCACCGUCGGAAUUGAUGAAGAAACAAAACUACCAACUGUUGGAUUCAGAAUUGGGAGUUACGUUAAUGGAAUUACGGGUGUUGGUAGCAUUGAAUCUUUAAAACACAUUCCCGAAUCAAUGAAACUGGCUGUAAAACUGUUUCAAGAUUACGUAAGAGCCUCAGAUUUGCAAGUCUUUAAUUUUGAAGUACACACUGGACACUUCCGACAAUUGACAAUCAGAACAGCCCAAGAUCAAAUCAUGUUAGUUGUGGGAAUACACCCUCAGGACUUAUCAGAGGAGAAGCUAAAAGUUUUCAAAAAUUCGCUCAUCCAUUAUUUUACAGAGGGCGCCGGAAAAGAGGCGAAAAUCACAUCUCUGUACUACCAGAAAAUUGUCAAAAAAAUUGCGGGGGAGGAUUCCGACGGGUCUGAGCAUUUAUGGGGCGAUACUCACAUUUGUGAGACUUUACUCGGCCUAAAAUUCAAAAUAUCCCCAGAGGCGUUUUUCCAAAUUAAUACGAAAGGCGCCGAAAUUUUAUACAAAUCAAUAAUCGAACUAGCGUCACCUACUGAAGAUUCGACAGUUCUUGAUGUUUGUUGUGGCACUGGCACCAUAGGAUUGUGUUUUGCUAAGAACUGUAAGAAAGUCCUGGGAAUUGAAAUAGUCCCCCAGGCUAUAAUAGACGCCAAAGCCAACGCGAAAUUGAACGAAAUCGAAAAUAGCGAAUUUUUUGAGGGCAAAGCUGAGGAGAUUUUGGGGUCGGUCUGCUACAGGGCUAUGGGGGACGUUGUGGCGGUGGUGGAUCCACCUCGUGCUGGUUUACAACAAAAGGCAGUCGUGCAAAUACGCAAAAUCAACAAAAUUGGACAACUUGUGUACGUUUCUUGUAAUCCAGCCGCUGCUUUGAAAAAUUUUAUUGAUAUUGGACGUCCGGCCUCUAAAACUUUACACAAUGAGCCGUUGGUGCCCGUGAGAGCUGUCGUAGUUGAUAUGUUUCCGCACACCAGGCACUGCGAGCUAAUUAUAAGUUUUAAAAGAUUUGAUAAAUUGUUGAUUGUAGACAGUGAUUCAAAAUAAAAUAUUAUUGGACAACCUGA
Molecule: messenger RNA, 1865 nt
Organism: Tribolium castaneum (red flour beetle)
Lineage: Eukaryota; Metazoa; Arthropoda; Insecta; Coleoptera; Tenebrionidae
Exons: 8
Coding region: 85-1845 (586 amino acids)
Biological process (GO): RNA processing
Molecular function (GO): RNA methyltransferase activity; RNA binding
Source: RefSeq, a predicted model, not a curated record